Messenger RNA from Salvia splendens (bonfire salvia), 1550 nucleotides. Its product is annotated as BRISC and BRCA1-A complex member 2. The record is from RefSeq and is a predicted model, not a curated record. Gene Ontology annotation, cellular component: BRCA1-A complex; BRISC complex. The coding region runs from base 184 to 1299 and encodes 371 amino acids. Gene Ontology annotation, biological process: double-strand break repair. NCBI's taxonomy places the organism in Eukaryota, Viridiplantae, Streptophyta, Magnoliopsida, Lamiales, Lamiaceae. The transcript is spliced from 13 exons.
AUUAGAGAAAAAAAGCGAAAAAUUCGAUAAUGUCUAAAUAUCCGCCUCGAGUCGAUACCAUAAUUGAAAAGACAUACUAAAAUUUAAUCGCAAAUUUAAUCCAUUUUUCUAAAAUCUCUUCUUCGUCAUCUUCCACUGGUUUGGACCUCAGCUUCUAAGCUUUUCCGCUUUACCACCGGAGCCAUGUCGAUUGAUACCGUGCCGCCGCUCAUCUCCGCCCAAAUCAAUUACCUCCUCAGUCACUGCCCUUUCUCCGUCAAGGUUGAGCAAAUGUGGUCGGGAUGCAAAAACCCUAACUUCCUUGAUCGAUUCACUCUAGCUAUCCCCUACUGCCUUGACCACAUAAAAUGGGAUGUUACAUUCAAUGCUAUGUAUCCGUUGGCCGCACCUGAUGUGAUAUUUGGUCCUGAAGAUGAAGGUUUCCAGCCGUAUGCCGGUGGCACUGGAAAAUCUAGUAAAAAUAGUUUGGCCAAUUGGAACAGAGAUCCAUCUCAGCUGCAUUCUCUUAUUGUUGAGCUAAGGGAUGCAUAUAUGGAAUACCAAAGGAGACGGAUUGGUGAGGUUGAUGAUGAGAGAGUGAAAUUCGAAAUCAGUACGAUGCUUUCGAGAGAGGGAAUUGAGAUGUUUAUGAGUUUAGGAACCGACAAGCCAGAGGAGGUUAAGUUUGCAGUGCCUUUACUAGAUAUGGAUUUAAAUAGAUUGGUUGCAGGAUCCACCUGGAGACAUCCACAGAAAGUAUACUUACAGGUUAUAUUUCCUGUUGGUAAAAAGUAUUCUUCUGUACCACCACCUCCACGUCUAAAGUUGAUUUCUUCUCCGGAAUUGAAAGCCUUGUUUUCUACUGAAGAUUUGAAACUUCCUACUUGGAUGGACGGGAUGUGCACAGCUGAAUAUCUUCCAAAUUUGGAACAAAUGCUGAACUCACAGAUUAAAGAUGCAGUCUCAUCCAUUGAAAUAAGAAGGAAGUUUAUCCAGUCAUUGGCACCUCAUCUUGGAAGGCCAAUAGAAGCUGAUCCGGUCUUUUGCAGGAAAGCAGCGUUCUUAUGUUCUUCUGGAGUGUUCACAUUUCAGGUUCAUUUCACUCUCUCUCUUCAAUUCCCGAAGCAGCAGCCAGCUUUAGUACUUCAGAGUUCCCAGCAUUUCAAUUCACACGGGGCACCUGUCAAGUCGCCUACUCUAUCAGAAUAUCCAUGGAGUCCUAGAUGGAAUCCAUCAGAAAAGGCUGAUCGGAUCUUUGACUUUUUGGCGGAUGAGGCCUUGAAUUUCAAGAAGUAUAGCAAUCAGGUGAAUCAACAAUGAGGGGUGAUACUCCCCCUUCGCCUCAGGUUUUGAGCUCGCCUACCCUUUGAGGGCCCUUGUACCAGACACGCUCUUCCCUCGUCUCUGUUGCUUCAACUGGUGAUCCGAUUGUAAUAUUCGUAAUUAUGUAUCCUUGCUAUAAGUAUGCUUCCUAUGUGCUUCUUGAAGCUUUUUGCGUUUUGAGAAAUUGACUAAGCCAUAUUUGGUUUAAGUAAAUCUAUCAAUAUAUAAAAAGCUAGUUAAGAAAGUAA